Messenger RNA from Perkinsus marinus ATCC 50983, 237 nucleotides. RefSeq lists its product as hypothetical. Lineage: Eukaryota; Perkinsozoa; Perkinsida; Perkinsidae. The record is from RefSeq and is a predicted model, not a curated record. The transcript has 2 exons. The coding region runs from base 1 to 237 and encodes 78 amino acids.
AUGUCCUCCUCCUCGUGUGCUGGUCCAUCUAAAUUGAAUGAACAAUGGGAUGAUAGCGAUUCUGAUGAUGAUUGGGAGGCUGCCGAUGCCGGUCUAGAUGAUAUCGAACUGAAUAAUAAUAAGGAGGCUGCAGCUGAGAAGGCUUUAGCAGCCACCACCGCACCACAGGUUGCUACCACCGUCAAGAAGUCAGCCAGCAAGCAGCAAAAACAGGGCGAUAAGGGUAAUACACGAUGA